This is a messenger RNA of Girardinichthys multiradiatus, 2322 nucleotides long. RefSeq names its product GTP-binding protein 10 (putative) (gene gtpbp10). Gene Ontology annotation, molecular function: GTP binding; GTPase activity. The record is from RefSeq and is a predicted model, not a curated record. The coding region runs from base 99 to 1211 and encodes 370 amino acids. Gene Ontology annotation, cellular component: mitochondrion. The transcript is spliced from 10 exons. Lineage: Eukaryota; Metazoa; Chordata; Actinopteri; Cyprinodontiformes; Goodeidae.
CAUCACUUCCGGUUGUUUUCACAUAAGCUGAAAACACAUGUUUGCUAACAGCUAGCAGUGGCGAUAAGCAGGAAAAGCGGACAUAAACGUCUCUGAAAAUGGUCCACAUCAGUAGAAUAUGUUUCCGCAAGUAUGGAAACUUUAUGGACAACCUCCGUCUGUAUGUACGUGGAGGCACCGGUGGGAUGGCUCUACCGCGCCUUGGAGGACAUGGAGGAAUCGGGGGAGAUGUUUGGGUGGUGGCGACAAAGAACAUGACUUUAAAGAAGGUCAAGGACAAAUACCCGUUGAAACGGUUUCUCGGUGGACCAGGAGGAAACAGCAGUGUCCGAGCUCUGAAAGGAGAAAGAGGGAAGGAUGAGGAAAUCUCGGCACCUGUUGGUAUCACUGUCACCGCAGACGAUGGUAGCAUACUCGGGGAACUGAAUGCUGAGGGCGAUCGUGUGCUGGUGGCCAAAGGAGGAUCUGGAGGCGCCCCUUUCACAGCCCUCCAGCCCAAGAAAGGCCAGGCCAAACACAUAAGACUGGACCUCAAACUCAUUGCUGACCUGGGCCUUGUAGGGUUUCCAAAUGCAGGGAAAUCAUCUCUCCUCACAGCCUUGUCUAGUGCCACACCUCAGAUUGCCAGCUAUGCUUUCACAACUUUGAGGCCGGAGAUCGGCAAGCUAAUGUAUCCAGAUUACAAGCAAAUCUCACUUGCCGAUCUGCCGGGACUAAUUGAAGGUGCUCACAUUAACAAAGGCAUGGGCCACAAGUUCCUGAAGCACGUAGAAAGGACCCAGCAGCUGCUGUUUGUGGUGGAUAUUAGUGGUUUCCAGCUGGCCAGUAAAACACCGUUCAGAUCUGCUUUUGAAGCUGUGCAGCUUCUCACCAAGGAGCUGGAGUUGUACAAGGAGGAGCUUGUUUCAAAGCCUGCAUUACUGGCGGUAAAUAAAAUGGACCUGCCUGAUGCUGAGGACAAACUGGAAGAACUGAAAGUACAACUGCAAAACCCAGAGGAGUUCACGAACUUGCUGCCUGAUGAUAUGAUCCCCAAUAACUUCAUAGCAUUCAGACACGUGAUUCCCGUUUCUGCCUCCACUGGGUUUGGUGUCGACCAUCUGAAGAAUUGCAUUCGACUCUCCCUGGAUGAGUACGCUGCCAUGGAAACGAGCAGCGUGCAUCACGAAAAGCUUCAAGCACUGAGGCAGCAGUCCUGUGAACGUUUGUAAGGAAUGUGGAAGAAAUCUCAAUCUUAAGUGGCGUGGGCAGGACACAGUGAGAAAUGUCAAGAUAGGUGGGAAGAUCUCUCUCUGGAGGAGCACUUGAGUAACAAAAACUGUCCAGCAUCAGCCUUGUGGAGAAAGUGUUUCCUACUUGCCUGAAAUAUUGGCCUGUUUCUUCUGACUUUCUGGUGCAAACCAGUGCCAACUACAUGAAAUGAUAAGGGACAUCUUUUUUACUUCCUUCAGAUGUUUGUGAGGAUUAAAAUCAUAUUCAGUAUUGUGUGCCCUUUUAAGCUGCUUUGAUAACAUCUCAACAUACAGCAUCCAACAGGGUUUACUUUGUAUUGAAAUCACCCAAAAUGCAACUAUUAUUGAGAAUUAAUCAUGUUUGAUUGAUUCUAAAUCCACUUACUUGGGUUUGUGUUUGAAUGAAAGUUUUAUUUUAUAGUAAAUUAAUUACAAUAGUCAAUGAUGAAGAGAAAAAAAUAAGUGGGUUGAUUUUUGCAUCAAUUAUCUGUACAGCACACAGGUAAAAAUAAUCAUAAUUUAAAAAAAAGAACUGCGGUGUUCCUGGAGUCGAGGGCAGACGAGUCUGGCCGGACAGGAGCACACCGAAGUCGUUGGUCUGCUCGAGUACGCAAAUAUAUUCAAAGUUUCCGGCCAGAGAUGGAGUCCACAGCUCAUCUGGAAGGAUGGACACUGUCCUGUUUGGAUUGGUCAGUCCAGCUGUGUUUGCAGGCUGAAUCCACAGACAGGUCUGACGGAGACCUGCAGCCUGCAUGGUCCCAUCCGGUCGCUCAGACUGUGCUCUGGGGCUGUGCAGGGCAAAUUCCAGGUACACCAGAACGAAUAUCUUCUUCUAACACAGUUCUAUCAUGUUAAAACUUUACUCAGCGCCUCUAAAAAUGAUGCUCGCCUCAGAAAAAACGAGAGGAGCAGAACUCUAGAGCAAAGAAAAAAUAAUACUAUAAAGCACUUAAUUACCAGUUGAAUGGUUGCUGUACAUAAUAAUGCCAGGGUUCCUACAUGGUCUUUAAAACGUUUGUAAAAGUAUGGAAUAUGUAUUAUUUUCCUUGUCUGGUUACAUAUAGGAAAAAUAAAUCAGUAUGGAAAAGUU